This is a messenger RNA of Arctia plantaginis, 1476 nucleotides long. Lineage: Eukaryota; Metazoa; Arthropoda; Insecta; Lepidoptera; Erebidae. The record is from the annotation of a GenBank genome assembly.
AUGACAUUGGUCAAUAAUUUUCUUCGUAAAAUAAUAACGGACAGAUUCACAGAUUAUUGCUGUUUAUGUUUCGAGACGGUUGACGAAAAAAAUAGCUUGUAUAAUCUUCGAGAUGAAAUAAUUUUAGAAACUAAAAGCGUUGAAGAUAUUUAUGAAAUAUUGUUUACUAUUCUAGGAGAGGAAGUGAUGAACUGUCUUACUACGUCCACCAUAUGUAAAAAGUGUACAACGUUGGCGAUAAAUAGUUACAACUUUAUAGAAACUUGUAAAAAUAAUAUUAAAAGAUUAUCUUGCAAUAUUGAUUGCAUCCAAAACUAUAUUGUCAAUGCAACAGGAUACAAUUAUUGCCAUAAGUCUCUCUUUUUGGUUUUAGACACAGUUAACUGUACUGUUGAUGAAUUUUAUGAUAAAAAUAGUCACAGAUAUGAUGAAUCUUUAUGCAAAAGAUUCGAAAACUUAGUGGCAAAUUCACUAGGAAUGCAAAAUAUAGGCAACUCUUUAACACUAGACAUCCAUUUUGACCCUGAAAACUGUGAGAUGACAAAGCCGGUGCCUGAUAUGUCUUCUAAAAUCAAAACUUCUAUACAAGAAGAAAAAAAAGAGGAGUCUGUGAGAAAGAUCUCUCAACCUGUCAAAGGAUUACAGGCUCUAGAAGCAAAUGAUAAAGGGGAUUAUAAGUGUGAACAUUGUCACAAGGACUUUAAAAGUAGUUUGAAACUGAAACUACAUUACUUACGAGUUCAUGCUCCAAAAACCUUCAAAUGCACUCAAUGUCCUAGAAGCUUUGGAUCGUCAUUGAUAUUAAGCCUUCACAUAAGGGAUAGUCAUUGCACAGCCGUCUGCAGAUAUUGUGGCAAGACAUACACAAAUAAUUAUUCAUUAAAGUACCAUGAGAAAAGCCAUGAAGUAGAUUUUAAGUGUAAUAAUUGCGGCAAAGUAUAUAAAAAGAAGAAAUCUUUUAACAAUCAUGUUAAACAAAAUCUGUGUAACUCAACUAGGAAUGUAAAUUUAGAACCAAAACAUGCAUGCAAUUAUUGCGAUAAAAAAUAUUCCCAGAUCUCUGCAUUGAACGUUCAUCUAAGAUUGGAACAUGGAAAUGGCAAAGUGCUUACUUGUGACUGGUGUGGAAAAAAACUAAGUUCUGAAAGCAAAUUAAAAGAACAUAUAAUAAAACAUACAAAACAGAAGAAUUAUACAUGUGACAUCUGUGGAGGGAAAUUUGUUACAAAAACCUCCUUGCUAUAUCAUACUCGAUUACAUACGGGUGAAAAGCCAUAUAAAUGUGAACAUUGUGAUAUGAGAUUUUUAUCGGCAUCACGGCGUUCUGAACAUAUAAAGCAAUACCACGAUGAACCUGAUCUAGAAUGUGACAUAUGUCAUUGUAAAUUUAAGGGACGCACACCUUUGAUGAGACACAAAAAAAGACACUUUGAUACUUCAAGCAAGCUGUAUCAGUAUUUAACUAACAAGCCAUGA